CUCUGAAGAGAAGGGCUGAACAGACUGGUUUUUGGAAGGCAAAAUGAACAACAGCAGCUGUACUCCACCAGAUAAGGAACUAUUUGAACAUACAGUGCUGCCUAUUCUUUAUGUCAUGGUGUUUCCUGUCGGAGUGGUACUGAAUGUGUGGGGAAUGAAGUCUUUGCUGCAUAAAUGGAAGCAGCUUCGGGACAUUGAUAUCCUGGUUAUUAACCUCGGACUAGCAGACAUGUUGUAUCUGCUCACUCUCCCCUUUCUGAUAACGUACUACUUCAAAGGGAGUGUCUGGAUCUUUGGAGAAGCCUUUUGCAAGAUAACAAGGUUCUGCUUCAAAGUGAACUUAUACUGCAGCAUCGGAUUCCUGACGUGUAUAAGCGUCUACAGGUACCUGGCCAUCGUUUAUCCAAUAAAAACAUUGGGGAAAUUAACAGUGACUAACUCUGCAGUAAUCUCAGCCAUGGUAUGGAUUCUGGUGAGUGCUCAAAGUCUUCCAGACAUGUUCUUCCCCAAACAUUCAGAGAACAAUACUAACCAAUGUUAUGAUGCAACUGAUUGGUAUAAGGUUGAGGAUUACUUCUCGUACAGUCUCAGUGUGACAUUCAUUGGAUUCUGCAUCCCUUCUGGCAUCAUUCUGGGCUGCUAUGGACAUGUGACUCUUGUUGUCUGCCGCUCAAACACGAUGAAAAAGGAGGUGAAACAACGAAUCAUUAAGCUGUUGGUAUUGUUGAUUCUUCUCUUCUCGGUUUGUUUUACACCUUACCACAUAUUCAAGAACCUCAGCCUGUAUUCCAGAGUUCUGAUUCAUCAGGGUACAUGCCCCGCGUGGGAUUCGAAAUCCUUCAUAGGACGUCAGGCCAGUCGUGGCCUUGUAAGCCUGAACAGCGCUCUCAACCCGCUGGUUUACUUCAAUAUAAAUGAGGAUAUGGGUGAACAAUUCAGGCAGCUGCUGCGGGGAGGUCGACAGAUGUUCAGUCGUUUGUUUCAGUCAAAAUCCAGCUUUGUUCCUGUACCACAGACAGAACAAGAAGUUGGCAGUCCUGUCACAGAAAAUGUUUUUCUUUAUUAACCGUGUUAAAGUUUGUUUCAGUUCUGUAUGCUUUGUAUUAAUACAACAGUAUUUGGUUCAGUUUAAACCUGUUCUAGUUCUCAUGACUCAACUGAUUAAGGAUGUUAACAGGAGCUAUAUCUUGUAAAAUGUGAGUGGUGAAACCCAGUUAAAUGUGCAGACUUUUUCAUUUGAGUUCAUUAUUUCUUUCAUUUUCAGCCAACAUUUUGAUACAAUUCCUUGAAAUAGUAUUUGUCCUUGUUCAAAUUUCUUACGAUGUUUCUUUUUUGUCACAUUCAAAAAUGUACGUUUUGUAUUGUAGAACAAAUAUUUCCUGAGCAGAAACUCUGUGUUUUGUGCUCUCAGAAUCAACUUAAGAAAUUUAACAGGAUACUUUAAAUAAUCCUUUUCACAAGUACUUUUGAUACAGGUCAUGUUGGAAUCACUGUAUGCAACUUAAGAGAUAUUGCAACGCUGAAAUUUCUCUUUUACAAUUGAGCUGUGCCAAAUACCUACCUCUCCCAGACAGGUAAAAUGCAGACUGAUAAGAGAACGCAAAUAAUACAGUACAUAUCCCACAAGCUGCUGGAGGAAACUGUAGUACCAUAAAACUCCCAAAACCAGCUUACUUUAAGAAAGCAGAGAAGGGAUGGAUUUUUGGUGAAAUAGAAACACUAUACCAUUGACACUGGGUUAGGUACAAAAAAAAGA
This is a messenger RNA of Fundulus heteroclitus (mummichog), 1756 nucleotides long. Its product is annotated as P2Y purinoceptor 1. Gene Ontology annotation, cellular component: membrane. NCBI's taxonomy places the organism in Eukaryota, Metazoa, Chordata, Actinopteri, Cyprinodontiformes, Fundulidae. Gene Ontology annotation, molecular function: neuropeptide receptor activity. Bases 44 to 1066 code for a protein of 340 amino acids. Gene Ontology annotation, biological process: G protein-coupled receptor signaling pathway. The transcript has a single exon. The record is from RefSeq and is a predicted model, not a curated record.